Messenger RNA from Triplophysa dalaica, 5577 nucleotides. RefSeq lists its product as uncharacterized. Lineage: Eukaryota; Metazoa; Chordata; Actinopteri; Cypriniformes; Nemacheilidae. Gene Ontology annotation, cellular component: intermediate filament. The coding region runs from base 339 to 2003 and encodes 554 amino acids. The record is from RefSeq and is a predicted model, not a curated record. The transcript has 4 exons.
AUUUUUACUGUCUGAAUGAUCCACAUAUCAUCUUAUACGUUACAUGAUCAGAAAUAAGGAUGAGUGGCCAAAAAUCACAGGACAGAGCAUUGAAGGGAAUGAAUGAUUCCUCUCCUGGGACUUUGUCUUUUUGCUCAGGGUUGCAGGUUCCCCCUCUCCACCACCGCCCCUGCGUCAGAUGAUGCUGACGGUCUCAGCGUAUAAAAGAUGAUCCAGUGACAACCAGACUGGCACUCGCAUCUCACCUCUGUCUGUUUCUCUCUCUCUCUCUCUCUCUUUCCCACAUCCAGACACCUCACUCACACAGUUCGUGUUCUUGAAGGGAGAAACAUUUCAACAUGAGUUACUCCGGCGACAUGUACACGAGCAGCUCAUACAGGAAGAUUUUUGGAGAUGCGCCGCGACGCGUCACCGUGGCCAGCAGCAGCCCCUCCCGGGUGGCGGUGGGGUACCGCUCCGCACCCCAGCAUCACCGCACCUACGCCUCUCCACCCUCCAUGAUCACAUCCUCGAGUUACCGCACGAAACUUUCGUCCGGCCGCGGAGCUUUCCAGUCCAUGCCGGACUCGGUUGAUCUGGCGCAGACCACGGCCGUCACCAACGAGCUGAAGAUCAUCCGCACCAACGAAAAGGAGCAGCUGCAGGGCCUCAACGACCGCUUCGUGACGUUCAUCGAGAAGGUGCACAACCUCGAGCAGCACAACAAAGUUCUGGAGGCUGAGGUCGCCCUGCUGCGUCAGCGCCACAACGAGCCGUCGCGUCUUCACGACCUCUACGAGCAGGAGGUCCGCGAGCUGCGCGGUCGCGUGGAGGAGUUGACGCACGAGAAGAGCCAAAUGCAUAUCGACUGCGUGCAGAUGAACGAGGCGCUCGAGCGCUUCAGGGAGAAGCUGGACGAGGAGGCUCGGCUCCGUGAGGAGGCCGAGAACAACCUGAAGGGGUACCGCAAGGACGUGGAUGACGCCACUCUGUCCCGUCUGGAGCUGGAGAAAAAAGUCGAGUCCCUCCUGGAUGAGAUCGCGUUCAUGAGGAAAGUGCACGAAGAGGAACUGCAGGAACUGCAGGCGUCACUUCAAGCCACGCAGGUGUCUGUUGAGAUGGACGUCAGUAAACCGGACCUCGCUGUUGCUCUGAAGGACAUCCGUGUCCAGUACGAGUCUCUCUCCUCUCGGAACCAGCAGCAGGCGGAGGAGUGGUACCGCUCCAAAUUCUCUAGUGUGACGGAGGUGGCGGCACGCAACAACGAUGCGCUGAAGCAGACCAAGGAUGAGCUGUCCGAGUACCGCCGACAGCUCCAGUCGCGCACCCUGGAAAUCGAGUCCUUGAGGGCACACAAUGAGGCUUUAGAUAGGCAGCUGGCAGAGAUGGAGGACCGCCACAGCAACGAGAUUGGCGAGCUGCAGGAUACUAUUCAGCAGCUUGAGUCUGCUCUUCGUAGCACUAAAGGAGAGAUGUCCCGCCACCUGCGUGAAUACCAGGACCUACUGAAUGUGAAGAUGGCACUGGAUAUCGAGAUUGCAGCUUACAGGAAGCUUCUUGAAGGUGAGGAAUGCCGCCUAAGCUCUGUUGGUGGAGCCAUGCUGCAAUCCGCCUACUCUUAUCCGUCAAGCCGCACUUACACCCUGAGCGGCUACAGGAAAGGCGGAGCAAAACCUGAGGAGGAAGAGGAGGAGGAGAAAGAGGAAGAGGAAGAAGAGGAGGAAGAGGGUGAGGAAGAAGCAGGAGAGGAAGCAGAGGAGGGAGAUGAAGCGGAUGAAGAGGAAGGCGGCGAGGAGGAGGAGGAAGAGAAGGAGAAAGAAAAGGAGGAGGAGAAGAAGGAAAAGGAUGAGAAGAAGAAAGAUCAGAAGGAUCAAAAGGAAAACGAGAAGGAGAAAGAAAAAGAGAAAGAGAAGAAGAGCGAUAGCAAGAGUGAAGACAAGAGUGACAGCAAAAAGGCAGAUAGCAAGAGUGAGAAGGGGGACAGUAACAAAGGCGAGAAACCCGCUGCUGUCAAGAGCAAGUAAAAAUGCGUACCGUCACCACUCCGGCCACUUCACGCACUUAAUUCACGCAUUCGUCUGGACCCUUCUGUUUCAUCUCGACCUCUCUGUCCCUUUGCCACAUACACACAAAUGCACACAUAUGAACACAUCAUCACAAAACAAACAUUAUUCCUUCAUCCUCAUUUUCAUCGUCAGGACAGGACAGUCUACUCAGUAGGAAACAAACGGGCCGGUAAUGAAAGUACAAAAAACGAUAAAGAAAGUCUGUCUUAGUAGAAAAGUUAACUCAAAAUGAAAGAGUGUCAUUUAUUCAAUAUUGCAGCGUUCAAACCAUUUAUAUUUUUGGUGAAACACAAACAGAGACACUACUGAAUCAAUGACUGAGAAAAUUCAAUUUGGCUGAACUAUAACAUUUACAAGACAGCAAAAGGCGUAAAGAUCAGAAAGACCCCAGUAACACCCACUGAUCUAUAUAAAUGAAUGGAUUACUCAUGACGUCAAUACACUGAAGCUACCGCGCCACCAUGUUGGUAUGCCUAAACAUUCUAUUGAAGUAAUUGGGAGUUAUCACAUAUUAAUGAUCCAACAGUGAUUUACCAAUCUCUGUUUUUAUAUCUAAAGUCUCACAGUACAUUCUUACAAUGCAAAUGUCUUAAGCACGUAAAUGGUUAAUUAUUUAAAGUCUUAUUAGAUAUAGAGUGAGUAACGUUCAUUUUCAUUACAGUAGCGUACAUAUCAGCAGACUAACGAGACACAAGUGUGCUUAUUCUGAAAUCUAAGUACAGGAUAUACAUGUUCUUUAAGUCAUGAAGCUUUAUUUCUAAACAUUUACACAUGUUCCAUUACAACAGUGUGCAAUACACACUCAACUUCUAUACUUUGACUUAUAUACGUCGCUAUUCUGCCCAAAAUAAACAUUGGAAAAAACAUCAGAAGUAACAAUUAAUUUAAACACACAUGUGAACUAAAAACUUAUUUUGCGCCUACUAAGCUGUAAAACAGGUUAACUGUAAGUCAAUGGAGCCCUCUGUCAGUUGGGCAUGCCAAGAUAGUGGCGCGAUCGCUUCCUGUGGCUUCACCCCCUGCCAUGGGUUUAGCGUUCUAGGCGCAAUCCAUUCAUUUACUGUAUAUAGAUCAGUAGUCACACCUUGUGUUCAUGUGCCAUAAUUACCUUUAGUGCAAGAGAACACAAAGAAGAUGAUGCCUUGCACUGGCAUCCAGUACAAAACGGACCACGUCUGCUGGUUCCAACCUCUUGGUGCUAUUUGCUUGAAACAAAAGUGAGUUUGGAUGUUGGAAGAGGAAAAUGUCACAAAGAAACAGCAUUUCUAAUUUAUACCGCAGAGCUUCACUUAAACCCUGAAUGUACGUCACUAGCCAAGCACAGGGACAGCCACGUCUCCUAUUUUUCCAGCAUGUUAGCACAUCCAUCCAAAUAGACAAAAUGAUGAUAGGCUUGUUGUUCCUGCUCAAAGAGGGUCACGGUUUUGCAGAAUUUAGAUCCAAUCCUAAACAAAAUAGACCAUAAUCAGCUAAAUAAGGUCUCAAUAAAUGACAUCAAGGCGUGUUUGAUUCAGACUGGAGCUAAAUGCAGAGUUUACAGAGGCCCUCCAAAAGCAGAAUUAAACACCCGUGAUGUUUUCAUGUUUAGCAUGAUGUCAUUUUCCAUCCAUCUAUCCUCUAUCCAUCCAAUCAUUUUACUGGUCAUCUAUUGGUUGUUCAUGUUUUCCUGAAGUGCACUGAUCGCGGCACAGCAAACUUGGCGACACGAUGAAGGAUAAUAAAAUGGUGGAUUUAUGUGGGAGGGUUUUAGAGUUUAGCUUUGGGAGAGAGGAGCGCAUUGUGCAACACUUGUGUGGAAUAAUCUUUUGGCAAUUAAAAAUUAAGAGAAUCUUGACGCUUUAGAGACUUUUGCUGCUAAUAUUCCCUCUUUCCUUUCCAAUGUUAAAAAUAAUUCCUCCUCUUGAUUCAUUCAUUCAAAUCUUUCUCCUUCUUUAUUGUUUCCAACUGCUUAUCUCUUUGUGUAUUGUCUUGUCCUUAUUUUCUAUAAGUGGCAUCGUGUCCUUGGAGAAAGCCAUUCUGUACAUCAUUAUCGGAACUUUUUUGUUCGUGCAGAUGAAUCAUGGAAGAAAGCAUGUUCAUGAAUCUGUGUGCAUCUGUGUUUUGUAUUUGUGUACAUGAGUGUGUUUGUCCGCAAACGCUAAUUUUGUCUGCAGCAGAGCAGCGGGUAGUGACAGGCUAGGCACUCUUCUUUUCCUGCAUGUGACAAGUAGGCCACAGAGAGGACAGGAGGGUCACAGACAGUCACACCUACAGCUAUAGCGAAGGGCUAUUAAGUAACAAAAUUUCCUUCUGGAAAACACAAGAAGCCGCGCAAACAGCUAAACAAUGAUCCUAUACACAAUGCUGGCCUGCUCGACUAAAUGAUUACAGGUGGCAAAUAAGUAAAAGCGGCAAGGUUUGAGUUUCAUUUGACAUAUUUAUUGAAAGCUGUAAGAACACAUCUAGAUUUACAGGGAAAGUGCUGCUGAAAUGUGAUCUGACGUCAUAAUAAACAAUCUUAUUAAACAAACAACAAUCAGUACUUUUCUAGUUUUUUAUUUGACGCAUGAUUCAAAUUUUCAACACAGAGAUGAAAAAUUAGCGAACAACAAGUCAGAAAGUACUGAGGAACACUCUUAUAAUUUUUUUGGUUCAUAUGUUUUGUGAUGUCUUGAGUCAGAUCAUCUGACUUGACCAUUCCGAAAUUGAACCAUUCUUGUUCGAUGUCUUUCAUGAUUCAUCAAUGUUUUCUUUUUUAAACUCAUUGGAAAGUUUUUUAUUUGGCCAUAUUACACAAAAGCAUAUUGAUGCAAAAUUCCUGGAUGGCAGAGCAAGAAAACAGACUGGAACACCAGUCUCGAAACCGUCUCACUACAAUACACUACUUUAUUUUAACAGGCUUGCUUGAUUUAUCAAAUCACUUGAUCAAUAAAUUUAUGGCAAUAUAUAUAUCUCACAGGUGUUUUUUGUUAAAUAAGAUGAUAGGUAAUCAGAUCACAGGAAAAUGUCAGCCCAAUGAUUUAUCCAUAUUAUCCAUACACAAAAGUACCUUUGUUAGAGCAUUUUACAUAUCAAAAGUGACUGUGAUUGUAGCAGGAAUCACUUUACCAAAUGUAACCAUUUAGCAGCUGACUGUUCGCUUCAGUAUUUUGCAAACUGUUGGCCUCAGACGUUUUUGAAUCUAAUCCAAAACAGCUGGAUGGGAGUGAGAUUUCAAAUAAAUCUGACAAAAUAGCUAUAACAAUACGGAAAACGUUCCAUUCUUUGUUCUGUUUGUUCUGUGAUUUCAAAACUCAAUGAUUGAAUCAAGAGGAGUUACAAUUUGCAUGGCCUUGAAGCUUGACAGUAUGAGGGGCGGGAUAGAUUUGCUUGUUAUCUGUGUAAAAAUGUACGUAUUGCCUUAAUCAUGACUGCUUAAUAGUUCUCACGCUUUCUUCAUCUCGACACUGUUUAAGAGAUGGUUCAGGAGUGCUAACACUUUAUUUGUGUGGCUGCUAACUGAUACAUGGAUCGUCCCCUAAUGCCAAAUAAAGCCAUUUAUCAACCAAGCGUA